Molecule: messenger RNA, 2013 nt
Organism: Fusarium keratoplasticum
Lineage: Eukaryota; Fungi; Ascomycota; Sordariomycetes; Hypocreales; Nectriaceae
Exons: 4
Coding region: 1-2013 (670 amino acids)
Biological process (GO): positive regulation of DNA-templated transcription
Cellular component (GO): SWI/SNF complex
Molecular function (GO): histone binding; DNA binding
Source: RefSeq, a predicted model, not a curated record
AUGGAUGACACUGCGACCUACGGCUCGCCCGGCAACGGUGCUUCGCCCAACAGCAAUCCAAUCCUUGCGCAACCUCCUUUGCAACCAGACCCAAGCGCUGGCGAUGGUGAAGAUGUCCAGAUGUCAGAGGGACUGGCAACCGACUCAAACAUUAAACAGGACAGCACGACUCCUGCUCCAGCUCGCGGCGAUGAGGAGAUGAACGAUGCGCCUGAUGAUGCCAAGGGCAAAGAUGAGGCGGCUGGAGGCACUGAUGGUCAGGACAAGUCAAAGGAGACAGCCGAGUCCGCUGCUCGUGAGCACCUCAUGACCCAGACACACGCGAUUGUCCUUCCUAGUUACAGCACUUGGUUCGACAUGAACACCAUCCACGAUAUCGAGCGCAAGGCGAUGGCCGAGUUCUUCAACAACCGAAACCGUAGCAAGACACCCGCUGUCUACAAGGACUACCGCGACUUCAUGAUCAACACAUAUCGUCUUAACCCCGUCGAAUACUUGACGGUGACCGCCUGUCGCCGAAACCUGGCUGGUGAUGUUUGCGCCAUCAUGCGCGUUCAUGCUUUCUUGGAGCAAUGGGGAUUGAUCAACUACCAGGUUGAUGCUGAUCAACGUCCCUCGCAUGUUGGACCCCCCUUCACCGGCCAUUUCAAGAUCAUCUGCGACACCCCCCGAGGUCUUCAGGCAUGGCAGCCCUCUGCUGACCCAGUGGUCUUGGAGGGCAAGAAGAGUCAAGAUACCGACAACAAGGCCAAUGCGACCGCGCCAGCGAAGGCCGAUCAGAAUCUCGAGAUUGGACGUAACAUCUACGAAGCCAAUGCUAAGAACACUCUCAUCACUAAGACGGAGGGCAAGACGAAUGGAGAGACUCCUGCUACUAAUGGUGUUCCUGGGGCUGAAGAUGCCACCAAGACCCCUAUUGCGAAGGUUCACUGCCAUCAGUGUGGAAACGACUGUACCCGAAUCUACUACCACAGCAACCACACCGACGCGAACCCGAAGGCCAAAUACGAUCUUUGCCCCAACUGCUUCACUGAGGGUCGCCUGCCUGCCAACCAUACCAGCAACAUGUAUGUGAAGAUGGAAAACCCCACAUACACAUCAACUCUCGACCGGGACGCCCCGUGGACGGAUGCCGAGAUCUUGCGACUGCUCGAAGGUCUUGAGCGGUUUGAUGAUGACUGGGGUGAGAUUGCCGAGCAUGUCGGGACCCGCACGCGGGAGGAGUGUGUCCUUCAGUUCCUGCAGCUGGAUAUUGAGGAGAAAUAUCUUGAUUCGGAGGCCCCUAUCAGUGGUCCUACUGGGUUGUCGAUGCUUGGUCCUCAACAGGGACAGCUUCCCUUCAGCCAAGUGGAUAACCCUGUGAUGUCGGUCGUUGGAUUCCUGGCUAGUCUAGCCGAUCCAGCCAGCACGGCUGCGGCGGCGAGCAAGUCCGCUGAAGAACUCAAGCGAAAGCUUCGCAAGCAGCUGGAUGGCGAAAAGGCUGGCGAUGAAGCCAAGGCUAACGGCGACGGCAAGACCAAGGCUGAUUCGAUGGACAUUGAUGUCCGUCAAGAAACAACCACCACAACCACGACGACGACCACAACAACGACAAAGACAAGCGCGCUUGCUUCGAUCCCUCUGGCAUCAAUUGGCGCUCGGGCGGCAGGAUUUGCAUCACAUGAGGAGCGAGAAAUGACACGAUUGGUGUCUGCUGCAUCUAAUGUGACUCUCCAGAAGCUGGAAAUGAAGCUGAAGUACUUUGAUGAGAUGGAGGCUGUACUGCGCGCAGAGCGACGAGAGCUUGAGCGGGCGCGUCAACAAUUAUUCCUCGACCGACUGGCUUUCCGCCGAAGAGUGCGUGAGGUCCAAGAAGGCCUCAAGGCUGCGGCAGCGGUUGGCGGCGAGCAGGGUGUACGCAUGGCCCAGGAUGCUAUGAACGAGGGUGACCGAUUGAGCCUCCAACCGGCACCUGGAGCGCAAGCCGUUCCACCUCCAAGCAACGAUGGCCAAGUGAAGAGCUACGAGGCUUAG